Thunnus maccoyii (southern bluefin tuna) is the source of this 2305-nucleotide messenger RNA. RefSeq names its product leucine rich repeat protein 1 (gene lrr1). The coding region runs from base 382 to 1647 and encodes 421 amino acids. The record is from RefSeq and is a predicted model, not a curated record. Gene Ontology annotation, molecular function: protein binding. The transcript is spliced from 5 exons. Lineage: Eukaryota; Metazoa; Chordata; Actinopteri; Scombriformes; Scombridae.
CGGGGUGAGUUAACAGGCGCCACGUGACGUCACUUCCCACGCGCGGGAUCAUGCUAACAGUAGCCUCACCGACCAACUGUCAUCCGAAAACUCUCCAGGAUCCUUCACGAUUUGUCAAGAAACCGUCGAGCAAACCGCGGCAGGACACGAAAGACUUAACAUACCUUACUGACGACUGACUUUAGUGUCCUCGGCGGCCGUUCAGACACGGUUCCAGCUGCUGUUGACAUCCGUGACGAGCAGGGAUGUGUCACUAGCAAGUUAACCAGCUUCAUUCCGCGGAAGUUUUCCUCUGGCAUGCGUUUAAAAACCCUUCACUUCACUCUGACUGGGCGCUGAGGCCGUGGAGUCAGUCUUUUUUAUAAUAGUUAAGUGAUUGAAAUGAAGCUCCAGUGUGAUGUCGAGGUCGUAAAUCGUAUGCUGCCCACGUUCGGGAUGAAGAGUCGAGGGAAAGGGGCGAGAGCGGUGCUUUCCAUCGGGAAGCAUUUGGACAAGACGAGUCAACGCAGCAGCAUAUACAUGAUGAUCUGCACAGCUAAAGACAGAGCGGGCUCCAAGUACAAGCUAAAAGACAACAUAGAGAAGUUCUUCACGUGGUUUGUGGAAGAAGGCAAGGCCACCGUGAGAUUAAGGGAACCAGCUGUUGACAUCUGUUUGAGCAAGGCUGAUGCAAAUAGCUUAAAGAACUUCCUCUCGGCCGCUCGUCUGGCCGACAGAGGAAGUGACACGAGCAGCCUCCCCCUCUCCACGCUCACUCCUGUCCGCGCCAGAGAUGUAGAGCAACCCAAGAAGAAACUCACUAUCGUCUCCAAGAAGGACUACCCGCUCACCUCCAACUUCCCCUACUCCCUGGAGCAGCUGCAGGUCUCCUACUGCAAACUGUCUCGUGUGGACAUGCGAAUGCUGUCCCUCAAAGCUCUUCGCAAGCUAGACCUCAGUAACAACCACAUCAAAAAACUCCCCGCCACCAUCGGCGACCUCAGCUGCUUGUCUGAGCUCAUCCUCCACAACAACCACCUGGAGGCCUUCAGCGAAGCCCUUUGUCUGUCCACCCUGCAGCGGACCCUCCAGCUUCUGGACCUGAGCCAGAAUCGACUGCAGUCCCUUCCUGCUCAGUUUUGCCAGCUCAGAGAACUGGUGAACCUCAAACUAGACGACAACGAGCUGGUUUGUCUGCCGUUCCACAUCGGCCGCCUCUCCAAGCUGAGGUUCCUGUCGGCAGCACAUAACCAGCUGGCCGUGCUGCCUGGUGACUUCCGCAAGCUGAGUCUGGAGAACUUGGACUUGUUUGGAAACCCGUUUAUCCAAUCCAACCCUCUGGACCACACAAUGCAGCUCACGUUCCCCCUUCCACUUCAAGAACUAGCUUCCAGAGCUGUGGCAAACCUCAGAAUACCGUACGGACCUCACCUCAUCCCCGCCCACUUGUGUCGGGACCUUGAAGUAGCCAAGAACUGCGACUGUGGCCGUGCGUGCAUCAGUUUCUACAUCAAGACGGCAGUGAGCAUGAACCUUCACCAAGUGUCCCACACAGUGGUCCUGGUGGACAACAUGGGAGGCACAGAUGCUCCGGUGCAGCAGCACUUCUGUUCCCUCUCCUGCUACUCGGAAUUCUUGGACAACUCACUCCAGAGAGGAAUCAGAUGAGGGAGGAACAAACUUUUUUUUUUCUUCGUUUGACAGCAAAGACACGGACAGCUGGAUAUUGCUGUGAUACUGCAAUAGUUUUUGCAAUUUGUGAAAUACCAUAGGAGAGUAUCUGAGGAGACGAGAGGAACAGCAGUAGUGAAUAGCGCAGAGGUACAAUUUUUGGUGGCAACGCCUUCAAAAUAAAAGGACAGUAUUAACUCUCUUUUUUUUAAGCUUUGUUUUUAAAAGCACUCCAAGCUACCUGUUUUACACUUACAUUUGACUUAUAAUGCACAUCUCACAUAUCAAACAUUGGGGAGACAAGCGUACCUUUGUACCUGCUCCAUCUGUAACAGAGUGGCAGUGACAAAAUGUAAUAAUAAUGGACCGCUACACUGACACAAAGUGACGGUUUGCCUGUGCUGCCGGUAAGUCUCACGUCUUUUUUUCUGCUCUUCCUGUCUCCCCUACUGACCUACUUCUAUUAGGCAAGGGAAUAAAGAAAUUAGACACAUCUGAGUUUCUUUAAUGCCUGAACACAGUGCCUCUGGGUCCAUGAGCGUUGGCUAAAAGGAGUUGGUUUUUACUGUGCUAAUGACCCACAAAUUUUUUUUAUAUGAUAUUAAAAAAAUGUAUGAAAUAUAUGUGGAAAAUUCAAUAAAAUAAAAAUACUCAC